UUGGCCUGCAUUUUUGUCUCACGGCCGAGGCCGACAAAACGUCGACGGCGUACGGGGAUACCACUAGGUAGGGAACAUGAGCCAGCCACGCCGCCAGCUUAGACAAUAGGGAAUUCUCUCAUGUGCAGACCUCUUCCCUCCUUCAAACGGCGUUUUUCUUCUUCUCAAACAGUGGGGUCGAUCAGCGUUGUUCACUGAAAACAUAAGGCAGUCACCGGAGACAGCGAAAAGGUGAUAAAAAAGCUUCGAUAUCGAGCACCGUUUCCUUCGCUUAGGAUGCCUGCCGAUUUUUUUUCUUCCUUUCUUUUCUUUCUUUUCCCACGUGCUGGCACUUUACGAAACAAGGCUACAUCUAGACGACAUGGGCUAAGGGGGGGGAUCCAAAGAGGUCCAGAGCCCGAUGGUGCGCAAACGACCCAUGGGAAACAAAUGUGGUUGGUGAGGAACGGCACGGCAGUUGGGGGCGGCGGCGGGUUCCAAUUGCCACUAGGUAGACUAGCGAAGCAACCCAGGGCGGGAAAAGUAGAUGUGGCUUGCGGAAGAUCGAGAGAAAGCUACUUGGGCGGGCUUUGGAUGCCAUCAUCCCAAGUCUGUGCAAGCCCGUGCUUCAUUAGAGGGUUGGGGGUUCGUCUCUUCAAAUGGCCUUCUUGGCUCUGUAGCCUUGUACAAUGGAAACGCGAAACCUGCUAUGUUGUGGUGGUUCUUGUGCGACGUUGGAGAGACGAAAGCCGAAGGUCAAAAAUAGCUCCGAUGAUUUUGCGGUAUUUCGGGUCCAGGGAGAGAGAUGAGCCACAGGACCUAUAAAAGAGUGACAAGAAAGAAGGCUCCACGGCAGGAAAUAAGAGUCACUGUUUGCCAGUCCACAUUCAUCUCAUCUAUGACGACAGCUGAGGCGGGCAAGUUCAAUUUGAAUUGAUAGACCGGGGUUUGUUGUUGUUGAGAUGAACUA
Colletotrichum godetiae is the source of this 949-nucleotide messenger RNA. RefSeq lists its product as uncharacterized. The coding region runs from base 277 to 804 and encodes 175 amino acids. The record is from RefSeq and is a predicted model, not a curated record. The transcript has a single exon. Lineage: Eukaryota; Fungi; Ascomycota; Sordariomycetes; Glomerellales; Glomerellaceae.